CUUCAUUCAUUGAUACUGACAAAAGAGAGCCAACAAGAUGAUGAUGGCGACGGUCCUUUUGAGAAGAGCAGCUUGGCAAGCCUCAUGUUGUCGGUCUCCUAGCAGUAGCACUUUUGUGCAGAGUGGUAUCCGAUCUCUCAGCUCUACGGAUGCUGCUACCAAAGACGAGACGACGGACAGCAAGAAGCAGAGUUUCGUGACUUCGGACAUUGAACCUCAAGUCUUUGAUCAUGCCAAGACGGACCCCUUGCAUCGUCCCAAAUACCGUUCUCGUGCUCGCAUCAUUUCCAAGUACGACUAUGCCAAGCAGCCCUCUGUCACCUUCGAAGACCAAUACGACAACUUUGCUGACGCCCGGGUUGUCAUGAGCUGGAUGGAUCACAAUACCAAGCAACGCCUUUACGAAAAUUAUCUCAAUUGGAUGGUCAACGCACAAGAAAAAUUCGGAAAGACAUCGCACGAAUACGUGUGCCGGGUGCUCGCGCAAAAAUUCAGGAUCACGCCUCAUCGUGCAGCGGCAAUCAUCCAGUUGCAACACAAUGAAGAACAACGCAAAAUACAAAACCCUGAUUUGCCAUUAUGCGAAGAAGAAGCCCAAAGAAUGGAUGAAAUGAUCAAGUACACCAUCCAACAGGCAUAUCAAUCCACUGGAGAAACCCCACCUGAAACGUUUCUCGAGGCGCCAGAUCCAGAGGGUGGAAUGGAGAGCUACAAGACCAUGAUUGCUGAGGAUCUCAUGGAUGUGGAUCAGUUGAUCAGAGAUGCCAAUGUACGAGAGCAAGAACAGGCAAGAAUCAUUAUCAAUGAUCACGUUUACGUUGAAGAUGUCGACGAGCAUACCAUUGGCAUUCGCGUCUCCAAAGAAACAAAUAGAAUCUUGGCACAGCAGGAAAAACUCAAACAACAGGCAGCGCCGGAACCAUUGCCAUCUCCAACUGCAUCGGUCGGGGAAGCGCGUCCUCGAUGGCAGUACGUGGCACAGCUCGUCGAUACACGAGAGCUUCAUCCCCGAAGUCUAAAAAACCGAAACAAAUCUUGGAUGAAACACAAAAAGGCACCACAAAAGCCGUAUGGCAAGAAACACCGCAUGGGCUUCCUCAACAACCAUACUGACAAUGUUGUCAUUGAACACAAUGGAGACCUUCGUGUGGCCAACAUGGAGGAAGUCAAGAAGAUGCCUUGGAAACCACUCCGAAACGACCAAGAAUUCACCUAUGCCGGGGUCAAGAAAGCUUGGUUGGAUAGGACCAUUCGAGGCAAGACAUCUGCCUGGGGUAAAAAGGCAUUCGAUCCAAAGGAGGAAGAGAUUACCAAGAAGGAGGCAGCAGCGAGUCAAGACGCAGAGGUUGAGGACAUGGACGACGAAAAGGAGGUCUCUGCGGAUGAACUUGAUGCCGAAGAAGAAAAGGAGCCACAGGAAGAAGAAGCUAAAGAGACGGAUGACAAAAAUGAUGAUAACAAAUAAUAGGUUAGCGCUAGUUUAUUGUUCCU
Molecule: messenger RNA, 1491 nt
Organism: Seminavis robusta
Lineage: Eukaryota; Bacillariophyta; Bacillariophyceae; Naviculales; Naviculaceae
Source: the annotation of a GenBank genome assembly